CAUGACUCGGUACUCCUUUACAUACUUUCUUUUUUAAGCACACAGGAGGCAGUUUAUACUAGUGUAUUGUUGACAAGAUGGAAAUCCCUUUGGACUUCUCUGUCGACACUCAUGUUUCACAACCGUUGCUCUCUUCCCAGUAGUCAGCCAUUUGUUGAGAGGAUCACUAGAACACUAGAGAAUUACAGGGCUGGUUAUAUGAAAAAGUUCGCUGUUGAUUUCAUGUACAAUAAAUGCUAUGCUAGCCAAGUUGAUAACUGGAUUUUGUUGGCUAUACGAAAUAAGGUGGAAGAUCUUGAUUUACGGUUGCAUUUGUGCUCACCAAUCAGACCCUACAAAUUGCCUCAUCAUGUAUAUCAAGCCCCAUCAAUAACAAAUUUAAGCCUACAGAAUUGCAUUUUGGGGUUAAACGGAGCUGUUGCAUGGAAAUCACUCAAGAGUUUAUCUAUCUCGACAGUGGACUUAACCGAGGACGCCAUUGAAAUGAUUUUAUCUGGUAGUCCUGCUCUAGAGUUCUUGAAAAUAAAUGCAUGCCGUCAGAUGAAGAAUUUAAAUAUCAACUUUGCAGGCGUAAAAACAUUGGUGAUACAAAAUUGUAACGCUGAAUUUUCUGAUUUGCUGUUGGAAAUAUCAGCGCCAUAUAUUCAGUCACUUCACAUUCUGGGCACUACCUAUGGCAGAGGUUUUCAGCUGAUAAAUGUCUCCUCUCUUGUUACUGCAAAAAUUAAUUACUAAUCGUACGCUCUGUAUCAUUGUGCAAAACAACUUCUUGAAAGCCUCCACCAUGUCAAGGAAAUCAACCUGGGGCCUUAUUGCAUUCAGAUGCUUUCCAUGUGGGAGAUGAUUGGCUUGCAAACUCCACCUAUGCGUUGGAAAAGUUUACUGCUAACUGCACAUUUGGAUGAAGUUGAUACACCUGGGAUAUUUAGACUUCUGCUCAAUUCACUGAGCAUUGAGACACUAAUUCUAAACAGAACCUGUGACGGUUGCUCAGAUCUUUUACUUAAUUCAGGUGUUUCCGCAGGAGGGAUACUCUGCGAUUCCGCAAAGUUUCUGGUAUCAUGUUGCCCCGUCUAAAGACAGUGAAAUUUACCGGCUACCGAGGAGUCAGAGGUCUUGGGCUGCCCACUCUUGAACUGAUACUAUACUUGCUUGAAAAUGCAAGUACCCUAGAAAAAUUAAUUAUAGUUGUCAGUCCAGGAACAGAUUACAGGCAAGACGAAGAGAUUCUGCAAAAAUUACCAAGAUCUUCUCCCCAUGCAGAAAUUAUAUUCCAUCGUCAAAUAGUGUAUUGACAUUGCAGCAGAAUCAUGUAAUUCUACUGCUGGUUGUGAUUUCGAACUUCUGAUGGUGGUUUUAUUUAACUAUUUUAGAAGCCUUUUGAUGAACUAAUAAUUUUUUUUUUUUUUUUUUUGGACGUGUUAACUUAAAUGAGAAAACUGAUUUAUGUCAUUUUAUUCAUUACAAAAAUUCCCUUGUCCCUCUCAAUCAUGUCCCUGUUCGAGGAUGGUUUUUGCAGUCAAGCUCCCUUCUGGCAUUUCAAUUGAGGGCCAAUCUCAGUCCGGCCGAGGAAUUUUUGGCACGCCUCCAUUACCUUUUGGGAGCCUACAAUCUCUCAUGAACCUGCAGGUGGUGCUGACUUGAUCCGAGAUCUCGUUUGGAUUGUACCUUGGCUUCACUAUUUCUUACUGGAUCUCACUGGACCUAACAGGAUUCUAGCAAUUUGAUUUGCAUGGUCCUGUUCGACUUUGUCGGUUAAGUAUUAUAUGUUAUUUUUUUGGAUUUGUAUAUUAAAGUUUAAUAAAUAUUAAAUGGUUUUUGUACAUACUUUUGGUUUCCAUGGACAGUGAUUGAUUAUGAGUUAAGGCGGGAUUUAAUCUGAUUUAAUCGAUUAUUUUUCCUCUUUCGCAUAGGCUGCUUUUUUCAGAUUUUGUGGCUAAUUUUUUGCAGGAUUUCAGAGUCCAAUUUGUAUUGGCUUGUUCGACUUCAUUGGUUAAAUAUUCUUUGUUAUUUUUAUGUUGGAUUUGUACAUUAAACUUCAAUAUAUAUUAAAUGCUUGCUGUAUAGACUUCUGGUUUCUAUGGUCAGUUUAUCUUUUGUGGUUUCUAUUUGUUGAGUGGGUCAUUUUUUCCUCUUUCGAUUUACAUUGGCUGGCUUUUGUUUGAUUUCGUGGCUUCUUUUGUACAUAUAUAGUAAAUGCUUGUUCUACACACUUUUGAUUUCAGUGGGAAGUAAUUGAUUAUGAGUUUAUCUUCUGUACUUUCGAUUUACUGAGGUGGGAUUUUAUCUGAUUUUAAGGGUUUUUUCUUCAUCUUUCAAUUUACGAAGAUUGGCUUCUAUUUGACUUCGUGGCUUCAUUUGUACAUUUAUCCGUUUUUCAUGUUAAAAUUCCUUCUGAAAGAAAUUUUCAAAAUUUGUUCAUGUGAUUUGUCUUUCAAAUUGGGGUAAACAGGUGGUUGUUUUUUUUUCCCCCCCGAUAUUUGUAUUCCUAUUAAUAAAUUAUGCUUACACUUCUUUGGUAACAAAUUGAUUCAUGUUUCUUAAAACAUUUGAUUUCAUUUUCUGUAAAUGUGUGUAGUUAUAAGAUUGCUGCUUUCUUUUAAAGUUUUUUCGUGCCGAUGAAAUUAAGCUCUUUCAUUUCUUUUUUUUUUUUGCUAGUAAAUUAAUGUUCUUUAAUGAGAAGAGUGCGGAAGAAAAUGGACACCUUGUAAUUAGCGAGAGUCAAUGUAAUGCGUGAACUUGAUUUUACUUUAUGUUAUCCUAUGCGUUUCAUUAAUUUUUAAUGCAUAAUUUGUAUUGGUAAGAAUUUUGAUUGGAUUAAUUGUUACAAUAUAACAAUUUAAUAAUGAUGAAGUUUACUUUUUAUCAACAACUUGCUAUUUAAUUCACACAAUAAACAAUAGAGAGUUCUUAUAAUGAACAAGCAAUAUUGAUUUCUUGUAUUUGGAUGUGAUGCCCUUUGACCACAACACUAAUACAAUUUGUUCAAAGGAAUUAUUGUUGCCAAAAUUUGAGCUAUAGGCAGUUAUCCAAAAUUUGUGAAAUUUCCCUAUUGCAACGAGCUGUUAUGACAAGGAGAAGCCAGAUGUUGAAGCAGUUUCAUCAUUGCUGGGUUUUCAAAGUUAUUGGGAUAUCGCAUAUGCUGAUGAGUUGGUGAAUUUUAUGGAGCAUGGUUAUGCAGAUGAAGUUUGCUGUAGACAUUUCAUGGGGAGUAGUUAGCAUGGAAUGUUUGGCAACUUCAACUGAAUAUGUUUCUUAUAUCUAUUAGGCCUAGCCUAAAAUAGUACGUCUAUGAAUUUGUAUAAAAGAGAGUAAGUGUGUAUGUUUUUGUCUAUGAAUUUGUAUAAAAGAGAAUAAGUGUAUGUAUGUUUUUUUACUUCACCUUGUCCUUGUGCUGAUCAAAUUCAAAACUUUUUAACCAUCUGUAAGAGGCUAUAAAACGGUUAAAUAUUCAGUUUUUAUUCCUCUCCGAAAACGAUUUUUUUCUAGGAGUAGUACUCCAUAAUCUUCAAUAGUAGUGCUUGAGCAA
This is a messenger RNA of Olea europaea var. sylvestris, 3529 nucleotides long. RefSeq names its product F-box/LRR-repeat protein At3g03360-like. The annotation marks the transcript as partial. Lineage: Eukaryota; Viridiplantae; Streptophyta; Magnoliopsida; Lamiales; Oleaceae. The record is from RefSeq and is a predicted model, not a curated record. Gene Ontology annotation, molecular function: protein binding. The transcript has 6 exons.